ACGUGCAUCCGCAGCCACACACCGACACUUGCGCGGCUGUAAGAUUGUUUGCCGAAUGUUGAUCCGUAUCUAUCUCUCGUGUUUAGAGAGGAAACAUCUGCAAGUUUCCACCAGGACAGUGGUUUGAUUUUGCAUUCGUUUUUUUCUCUGCCCGCGAUUAAAAAUCAUCAAGUUCUCUCUCGGUUUGUUUUUCCUAAUCAUUUUCCCGCCUCCUCUAGAGCUGGGAGGAUGUGACUGUGGCGUUCGAUUUUUUUUUCUGUGGCGUGUAGCGGCAGUUCUUGUGUUGAUACUCCGUAGGAAUUAGCUGAAGACGGACUGAUAACUGGGACCUUCGGAAGGUGUGUUUUGUGUUCUGUUUCUGCUUUGCCGGGACUGUUACCUACAAGCGAAGGUGGCGACUCUAGCGGAAUUGUCGUGCGAGUCCUUCUGGGAGGUGUCUAAUGGGACGAUGAAGGAACUGAAGAUGUUCCCCCAGAUCACGGAGGAGACAGAAGAGAACCUCCUCAAUCUGGAAGAGGAGCCGAAGGAUUCCUACUCAUCAACUCCACCGCUCAACCCCUCCUCUUCCUCUUCGGAUUCCCCGGCUGACGCCCCCAGCUCGCCCAAUCACGAAAACCAAGUGCCAUGUCAGUUGCCUACCAUCACCACAGAAGAUGUAGACCCUGCCAAUACCUCAUGCAACAACCACACUUCCGUAUCGGAGGAGGAGUGUGCCACCCCACCUCCAAGGGUUCGCAUGCGGUCGCUAUCAGGUGGCGCCUACCGCCUGGCCCCCGUUCCUACCACGGGCCGCAUGCGAAGGCAAUCUGGUGACGAUGUUCUGACGAGGGUCAGCCCUUCUCGCCGUGCCGCCCUUUUCGAACACUUUCGGCCGAGGUCGAAAUCAGACAGCAAGGGAAAGCGGCCUACGUUCCUUACCAGCCUCAAGAAUUCCAUCUUUCCUAGCGGCGGUGUACAGAGGAAGCCUUCUUUAGAACUAGAACCACCUCCUCUUGAGCCCCUCCAACCUGGUGGUGAUUACAGACAGAGGGCGAGAUCGGGCUCGGAUUCGAAAGGGGGUACUAUGUCCAAAAUGAUAGACCUAUUUCGAAGCAGGUCAAAUUCCUUAUCAAUCGAUUCCAAGACGAAAAAACAGUUUGCUUCCAUUGUGCCUCCAAAUGCGCUGCUCCGGCGACAUUCCGUCGACCCAGACAAAAGAAGAAAGCCCUUCAACAGUUACAGGUCGCUAGAAACCCACCAGGGCGAAAGUUUUUCCUGUCAUGCAGAGGACGAAGCGAGUGAAAGUCGAAUAGAUUAUGGAGCUUUGGAGGAUGACAAAAUUAUUCCGACAUUUCUCAGUGCUCAUUCGUGUUAUGAUGCCAUGCCAAAGAGUGGGAAAGUUAUUCUGCUUUCCACAGACCUACUGGUUAAAAAUGCCUUCAGUUGUCUUGUGACGAAUGAAAUUAGAGCUGCUCCAUUAUGGGAUAGUACUUCACAGUCCUUUGUUGGGAUGCUUACAAUCACAGAUUUUAUCAAUGUGCUUAGGCAUUAUUAUUACUCUUCUCCAGGAGACAUUCAACAAAUAGAAAACCAAAAAAUACUCACUUGGAGAAACAUAACAAAAGUGACCAAACCCUUUGUCAAGAUUGGACCCACUGAAAGCCUUUCCCAAGCAACCAAAUUACUGAUUCAAGAAGAGGUUCACAGGCUACCAGUAUAUGAAGAAAAGAGGCAUAGCGUUCUUUUUGUUAUUACAAAGAAAAGGUUGUUACAGUAUUUGUAUAAUAAUUUAAUCGAAAAAUUUGAUAAAAGCAAUGUGAAAACACCUGGCUUUCUCAAAAAGACAAUAGGUGAACUCAAACUUGGAUCAUGGGAAAACAUAGUUAAGGUUACUUUCAAAACUAGAGUUAUAGAAGCCUUAGACCUUUUUAUUGAAAAAAAUGUAUCUGCUCUUCCAGUAGUUGAUGAUGAUGAUAAAUUAAUUGACUUAUUUGCCAAGUUUGAUGUGUUUGCGCUAGCCAAAGAAAAGACAUACCACAAUCUUGAACUAACGAUUUCAGAAACUAUAGAUAAAGCAGAAGUACACGAAGGAGUAUAUGUAUGUACAGUUGAUGAAACUUUAGAAACUGUGAUAGACAAAUUUGUUACUGUAAAAGUUCAUCGGUUAGUGAUAACUGAUGGCAAACGAACGGUGCUGGGUAUUAUAUCCUUAUCAGAUGUGCUAAAAUUCUUGGUUUUGCAAUCUGCUGGUGAAUGUAAUUUACUUGCUGCAGAUAUCAUCGAAGAAGGACCAGAAGGAGCCAUUGGAGGGAUCGAAUCAGACAGUGUGUUCUAUGGCUCGCUGGCCGAUGCUUCUUCUGCUUUAAAGCAAUCAACCAGCUUCGAGGAAGAAGAGCCUUGUGAUCUGUCGGAAGACCUUGUGAAGUUGCAAGUGGAGUCACAAAGUGCAUGUGAAGCUGCUCUGGAGAGUGUGGAAGACGAAAACGAGCAGAGUGAUGCUUGAUCUUGCAAUAGGAGAUCUUGUAUCCUGGUCUCGCUUCGCUCAGUCCGACUCACUUCACUCUGAGUGAAUCAGCAUCUUAGUUCACUUGGUAACAAACAUGGUUUCAUCCAAUCUCUUAGAAAGUCUGUGAAUAGAUUUCAGCUGGUGAACUAGGUCUUUGUUCACUUGUCAACAAAAUAUCCGUUCACUUGGAAAGUCUGUGAAUAGAUUUCAGCUUCUGAACUAGGUCUUUAUUCACUUGGUUACAAAAUAUCAAUUCACUAGGAAAGUCUAAAUAGAUUUCAGCUGGUAAACUAGGUUUUUGUUCACUUGGCAACAAAAUAUCCAUUCACUAGGAAAGUGUGAAUAGAUUUCAGCUGGUGAACUAGGUCUUUGUUCACUUGGAAACAAAAUGUCCAUUCACUUGGAAAGUCUGAAUUGAUUUCAGCUGGUGAACUAGGUCUUUGUUCACUUGGCAACAAAAUAUCUGUUCACUUAGAAAGUCUGUUAAAAGAUUUCAGGUAGUGAGCUAGUUUGUCAGCUGAAAUCUCUUCACAGACCUUCCAAGUGGACGAUGUUUAGCAUAUUUGUUACCAAGUAAACUAAGUUUUAGCGUACCAGUUAGCCAGCUGAACUCGUCAAAGACCUUCCACGUGAACCAAAAUUAGUUUCUCUUACCAAAUGAACUAAGGCGCUGAUUCAUACAGAGUGAAGUGAAUCAGACUGAGUGAAGUGAGAUUAGGGCUCAUUGCUGCAAAAUUGCUUUACAAUGUACCUGAAACAUUUAUAAUUUUCUAGUCGACUGUACAAAGGAAAAUGUUUUGAUAUUUUACUUAAAAUUUGUCCUUGUUUCAAUGACAUAUUUUGUUUUAAAAAAGGAGAUUAUUUUAGGCAAAUAUAUAAAAAAAAUAUUCAAAUAUGAACUUUGUACUUAAUGUCUUAAUGAAUGUGUAAAGCCAUGUCAAGCUUUUUUGAAUGAAAAUAUUUAAAAUAUGAAUUUUUUAAAACAAUUUUAAUUAUUCUAAUUAUGAUAAAUUUUAUUUAAAGGAUGAGUUGUUGAAAAAAAUAAUUUUUUUAUGGUACCCAGUCAAAAAGCUUUCUUAAUAUAUGUAGAUAGAAAUGAAAUCUCUUUUUAUCUUAAUUUCUUAAUCAUGAACAUUAUUAGUGGUGUUUUAUAUUUCUUACCAAAGUGCUCAUUUAUGUAAUCUAUGUUUUCAAACGUAAUUAAUUGUUUAGUAUUUUUAUAGAUAAUAGUAUAUAUUUUUUUAUAAUACCCUCGAGUUACAUUUGACAGUGCAGAAUAUAAAAAUUAAAAACUUAAAACAAGUAUUUCAUAUGUUACAUAUGUCACAGCAAUAACAAUAUGAUUUCUUAAAAUCCAGAAAAAAAUGUUUUUCUGUGUCAACAAUGAGAACUUAUUCCAAUUAAUUUGUAUCUCAAAUAAUUACCCAAUAAAUGAUUCAGCUGUUAACGUUUAUGUUUUGGUCUUGAAAUGUUAAAAAGCAUGCAGACACUUCCCAAGUUAAAUAAAUGAGGGAUAGUAUAAUUAUUGAUCAGGGAUGAAACUUUCCGUGGCUUGUUUUUUUAACUAACAAAUUCAGGCAGCAAAAAAAUUUGAUUUUUGCUGCAGCAUAAAAUGUAUUAUUAAUGGGCAUUCUCCUUCUUCAUGUUUCUUUUUCAGAGAAAAUUCUGAGAUUUUUUUUUUCUGUAGAACUUUAAGAAUAAAUAAAAGCUCUAAUUUUGCAAGGUGGGGAGCAGUAGCGUUCUUAUAGAUCCCUUUUGACCCUGCACGUUUUCUGUCAAUGUCACAUUUUUCACGUUUAUUUAUUCAGGCAGUUUCAUCCCUGUUUGAUAACUGAUGGUACAAAUAUCUCUCAAUAUUCUACUGAUCUAUUCAUAAAAAUUAUAAUAUUUAUUCAUUCAUUCAUAUGUAUACGUAUCAGGAAAUGGAAUUUCUUUUUUAAAAAAUAUAUUGCUUUAAAAUAAAUCUAUGACUUUACAUAUUCCAGUGUAUUUCAGUCAUAUUCACAUGAAUUCAAAAGAAGAAUAAUUUUUUGUGUAAUUAGUAAUUCAAUGUAAAUGAGAACUUGUCAGCAGUAGUUUGUGUACUUUAAAUACAUUUUGAUACUUUUAGGCAGCAUAAUUUUUUCACAAAAUCUUAUUCUUACCUUGAAAACAGUUUUUAAAUUGUACUUGAAUGCUUAAAAGUUUCUGUCCAUAAAUAAAUGUUGAAGUUGAAUGAUGUGAGAUUAUAUUUUAACACAAAUGGUAGUACAAGCAUUAUUCAUCUGAAUAAUAUGUAAUUACAAAUAGUUAAUAGUAAAUCUUAGCGCUAACAUAUCUUGUAUGUUUUAAUAAUAAUUAGAAUAGAAAUAUGUAUGGCGUAGAUUAUCAUAUUUCUCCUAAUUCUAAAUUUAGCGUUUCUUGAAUUUUAAAGAAAGUUUUCAUACUAAAGUUACUGGAAAUAUUGGAAACAUCCUAUUGACAACCAUCUUUCCUUUGUCACAUAAACCGCUGCCCCAGUAAUGCUAAAUACCGAUCUUUUUUGUUUUUUAUAUGGAGAAAAAAAAAGUCAACAUUGACUUGUGUAUACUGCCAUCUAUCGAAGAUAUUAGGAAUUAUCAGAGAACAGCUGAUUGUGAAACUGCAUCGCUCUCUCAAUCUAAUUGUUACAAAAUAUCAAUUGUUCACGAUCGAGGCACCUGGAGCGAGUCCUGUUCUGUCUGACCAUCGAUUAUAUGGGAAGGCUAAUAUCCGGUUUAUAGGUGGAAAUGGACGUAUCUAUUUGUUUACAGGGGUUUUGGCUUGUUACAGAUGUGCACUUUUGCCUCUAUUAUUCAGCCCCAGUUUUGAAAAAAAUGAAAAUUUGCUCAUGGCAAUAUAUUUUUUAAUCUAAAGUAUGUUCAAUCUAUAUUUUCACAACAGAAAUUGAUUUAUUUAUGAAUGAAUAAGGCACUAGUGACAUUAUAAAACGCAUGUAUCAAUAUCCCGCAUGUAUCAAUAUUCCGUUCCCUUCUCCCCUGCUAGAUUCAUUCAGAUGGAAUCAUCUUUACUUGGCGGAUUGCCAAAUUACAUAUAAUCCAUGGUCAAACAGUAUCUUCUGGCAUCAGUUGAUUAGUGCGUUGGCAGGGGCGUAGCUAAGGGGGGGGUUUUGGGGACAAACCCCCCCCCCC
Molecule: messenger RNA, 5634 nt
Organism: Uloborus diversus
Lineage: Eukaryota; Metazoa; Arthropoda; Arachnida; Araneae; Uloboridae
Product: 5'-AMP-activated protein kinase subunit gamma-2-like
Exons: 20
Coding region: 449-2482 (677 amino acids)
Source: RefSeq, a predicted model, not a curated record